Molecule: messenger RNA, 1104 nt
Organism: Varanus komodoensis (Komodo dragon)
Lineage: Eukaryota; Metazoa; Chordata; Lepidosauria; Squamata; Varanidae
Gene: NEUROD1
Product: neuronal differentiation 1
Exons: 1
Coding region: 1-1104 (367 amino acids)
Biological process (GO): regulation of DNA-templated transcription; nervous system development
Molecular function (GO): protein dimerization activity
Source: RefSeq, a predicted model, not a curated record
AUGACCAAAUCGUACAGUGAGCACGGGCUGAUGGGGGAGGCCCAGCCGCAAGGGCCCCCCAGCUGGGCUGACGACCGCCUCAGCUCGCAGGACGAGGAGCACGAGGCGGACAAGAAAGAGGAGGAUCUGGAGGCGAUGCACGCCGAGGCCGAGGGGGACUCGCUGAGAACCGGCGAGGAAGAGGAGGAAGACGACGACCUGGACGAGGAGGACGAGGAGGAGGAGGACGAGGACGAGGAGGACGAGGAGGAAGACGACGAUCAAAAGCCCAAGCGGCGCGGGCCCAAGAAGAAGAAGAUGACCAAAGCUCGCCUGGAGAGGUUCAAGCUGCGCCGCAUGAAGGCCAACGCCCGCGAGCGGAACCGCAUGCACGGCCUCAACGCAGCCCUGGACAACCUGCGCAAGGUGGUGCCCUGCUACUCCAAGACGCAGAAGCUGUCCAAGAUCGAGACGCUGCGCCUGGCCAAGAACUACAUCUGGGCCCUCUCCGAGAUCCUGCGCUCGGGCAAGAGCCCGGACCUGGUGUCCUUCGUGCAGAGCCUCUGCAAGGGCCUCUCGCAGCCCACCACCAACCUGGUGGCCGGCUGCCUGCAGCUCAACCCGAGGACCUUCCUGCCCGAGCAGAGCCAGGACCUGCCGCCCCACAUGCAGCCGGCCGGCGCGCCCUUCGCGGCCCACGCGUACGCCUACCAGUCGCCGGGGCUGCCGAGCCCGCCCUACGGCACCAUGGACAGCUCCCACGUCCUGCACGUCAAGGCGCCGCACGCGUACGGCGCGGCGCUGGAGCCCUUCCUGGAGAGCGCGCUGGCCGAGUGCGCCAGCCCGGCCUUCGACGGGCCGCUCAGCCCGCCGCUCAGCGUCAACGGGAACUUCUCCUUCAAGCACGAGCCCUCCGGCGAGUUCGACAAGGGCUUCGCCUUCCCCAUGCACUACGCGGCCGCCGGCCUGGCGGGCGCCCCGGCGCACGGCCCGCUCUUCCCGUGCGCCGCCGCCGCCGCCGCCUCCCGCUGCGAGAUCCCGCUGGACGCGCUGCUGCCCUACGAGGGCCACGCGCACCACGAGCGGGUCGUGAGCGCGCAGCUCGGCGCCCUGUUCCACGACUGA